AUGGUGGGGGUUGUCGAUGAAUCGAUAACAAAUUAUCAAUCGGAUGGAAACGUUAGAUCUAAUUCGAGUUCAAAUUCAGGUAGUAGUCCGACAAUUAAUCAAGGUUCGAUGCUAAUUGUACCUCAACCUAUAAAUGCGACAAAAAAUGGUAGCACACAUGGUAACACAUCCACAGGAGGAGGAGGAGGAGGAAGAAAAUACAAUUGUAAAAUGUGCCCUCAGAAAAGAGAUGCUGUUGUUGAUAUACAAAAGGAAAACUUGUUGCCCUUGACUCCAUAG
Pediculus humanus corporis (human body louse) is the source of this 279-nucleotide messenger RNA. RefSeq lists its product as uncharacterized. NCBI's taxonomy places the organism in Eukaryota, Metazoa, Arthropoda, Insecta, Psocodea, Pediculidae. The transcript is spliced from 3 exons. Bases 1 to 279 code for a protein of 92 amino acids. The record is from RefSeq and is a predicted model, not a curated record.